Molecule: messenger RNA, 1181 nt
Organism: Lontra canadensis (Northern American river otter)
Lineage: Eukaryota; Metazoa; Chordata; Mammalia; Carnivora; Mustelidae
Gene: GSTZ1
Product: glutathione S-transferase zeta 1
Exons: 9
Coding region: 90-743 (217 amino acids)
Biological process (GO): glutathione metabolic process; L-phenylalanine catabolic process
Cellular component (GO): cytoplasm; mitochondrion
Molecular function (GO): glutathione transferase activity; maleylacetoacetate isomerase activity
Source: RefSeq, a predicted model, not a curated record
GAUCCCACCCCCUUCAGGGUUCCUCCCCCUGCUCUGCAAGUUCUGGGAGAGGGGCCAUUCCCCGAGAGGCCAAGGGUCACCACAACACCAUGACCGAGUCUAACAAGCCCAUCCUCUACUCCUAUUUCCGGAGCUCCUGCUCAUGGAGAGUUCGAAUCGCUCUGGCCUUGAAAAGCAUCGACUAUGAGACCAUACCUAUCAACCUCAUAAAGGAUCAGGGACAGCAGUUCUCUCAAGAAUUCCAGGCACUGAAUCCCAUGAAGCAGGUGCCAACCCUGAAGAUCGAUGGCAUCACCAUAAGCCAGUCUCUGGCCAUCAUCGAGUUCCUGGAGGAAACUCGGCCAACUCCACGCCUCCUGCCACAAGACCCGAAAAAGAGGGCCCAGGUUCGCAUGAUUUCGGACACCAUCGCCAGUGGCAUCCAGCCCCUGCAGAACCUGUCUGUCCUAAAGCAAGUGGGACAGGAGAACCAGCUGACCUGGGCCCAGAAGGUCAUCCACACUGGCUUUAACGCUCUGGAGCAGAUCCUGCGGAGCACAGCAGGGAAGUACUGUGUGGGAGACGAGGUGUCCAUGGCUGAUCUCUGCUUAGUGCCUCAGGUGGCAAACGCUGAAAGGUUCAAGGUGGAUCUCACUCCCUAUCCGACUAUCAGCCGCAUCAACAAGACACUGCUGGCUUUGGAGGCUUUCCAGGUGUCUCACCCCUGCCGGCAGCCAGACACACCCCCUGAGCUGAGGGCCUAGCUCUCCCAACUGUGCCCCAUGGGUGAGGGGGCAGGAGAGGUGCAGGAGCAGAAGCCGGGGUUGCUGAACAGACCUGGAAACAAGCAAGCCCUAAAUGGAGAAGCAGGAGACCUGAACUUGAACUUGGACUCUAGCCCUGGAUCCGCCUUCCCACUGUACCUCUUUGCACCUCAGUCCCCUCUUCUGUCCAGUGCAGGUAGCGCAGGGGAGAGGAUGCUGGGAGGGAGGGAGGUAGGAAUAUCACCAGUCAUCUGCGUCAUGAGCAAUCGUGAAGGUGAGGGGAGAAAGUAGCCUAAGAUGCUUGGCGGGUGCGUCAGAGAGACGUAAGGGAGCCUGUGUGCUUCUUCCCAUCCCCACAGCUGUACCUGACUCCAGAGAAUGCCCACUCUGAAAUUUGAUGAUUAAACGGAAGCCCAGGCCUCCAGAUUAUUCAGUUAA